Manacus vitellinus (golden-collared manakin) is the source of this 1801-nucleotide messenger RNA. RefSeq names its product acyl-CoA dehydrogenase long chain (gene ACADL). Lineage: Eukaryota; Metazoa; Chordata; Aves; Passeriformes; Pipridae. The record is from RefSeq and is a predicted model, not a curated record. Bases 1 to 1296 code for a protein of 431 amino acids. Gene Ontology annotation, molecular function: flavin adenine dinucleotide binding; long-chain fatty acyl-CoA dehydrogenase activity. Gene Ontology annotation, biological process: fatty acid beta-oxidation using acyl-CoA dehydrogenase; carnitine metabolic process, CoA-linked; long-chain fatty acid catabolic process. Gene Ontology annotation, cellular component: mitochondrion. The transcript has 11 exons.
AUGGCGGCGCGGUUACUUUUCGCUACGCUCGGCUCUGCGGGUCCCCGGCGCCGGCCCUUCUCUGCCCGGGCCAGUCCUCUGCAAACUGAAGAACAUGGCACGAAGCGCCUGGAACCAUCUUCUGCUAAAACUUUGAUGGAUAUAGGCACUCGGAGAAUCUUCUCAUCAGAGCAUGACAUCUUCAGGGAGAGUGCCAGGAAGUUCUUUCAGGAAGAAGUGCUGCCUUUUCACGCAGAAUGGGAGAAGGAUGGCCAAGUGAGCAGGGAGCUCUGGGAAAAGGCUGGACAUCAGGGUUUGCUGGGUGUUGCUAUUGCUGAAAAACAUGGAGGCAUCGGAGCGGAUAUUCUCUCUUCAGCCAUUGUCUGGGAGGAGCAAAUGUAUGUUAACUGUACAGGCCCAGGGUUCAGCCUUCAUUCAGAUAUUGUCAUGCCCUACAUUGCAAACUAUGGCUCUGAAGAACAGAUUAAACGCUUCAUCCCCCAAAUGGUUGCAGGCAAGUGCAUUGGAGCUAUCGCCAUGACAGAACCUGGGGCUGGCAGUGACUUGCAGGGAGUACGGACAUAUGCGAAAAAAGAUGGAAGUGACUGGAUUCUUAAUGGGAGUAAGGUAUUCAUCACUAAUGGUUGGAUGAGUGAUGUCGUGAUCGUGGUUGCGGUUACAGACCGGGAGGCCCGAUCCCCUGCUCAUGGGAUCAGCCUUUUUCUGGUGGAGAAUGGAACAAAAGGCUUCAUCAAAGGACGCAAGCUGAACAAAAUUGGCCUGAAAGCUCAAGACACAGCAGAGCUGUUUUUUGAAGAUGUGCGGUUGCCAGCCAGUGCCUUGCUUGGAAAAGAGAACAAAGGCUUCUACUAUCUGAUGGCAGAGCUCCCUCAGGAAAGACUUCUAAUUGCUGAUAUGGCUCUGGCUGGCUGUGAAUUCAUGUUUGAAGAAACAAGAAAUUAUGUGAGGCAAAGAAAAGCUUUUGGGAAGACAAUUGCACACUUGCAGACGAUACAGCACAAGUUGGCAGAAAUAAAAACGCAAAUUUGUGUGGCCCGAGCCUUUAUGGACAACUGUCUGCAGCUCCACGCAGAUAAACGCCUGGACUCUGCCACAGCUUCUAUGGCAAAGUAUUGGUGUUCUGAUCUCCAAAACAGCAUAGCUACUCAGUGUGUGCAAAUGCAUGGAGGAUGGGGGUACAUGUGGGAGUAUCCAAUUGCAAAAGCUUUUGUGGAUGCCCGUGUUCAGCCAAUCUAUGGUGGUACCAACGAAAUAAUGAAAGAACUUAUUGCUAGAGACAUUGUCAGUGACAAGUAGGGCAGAUGCUUACUACUUUGGAGAGUCUCAGAGAAUCCUUUUAUAUAUUAAUAUAUGGCAUAAAAUCAGGCAUCAGAAUGUAAGGUAAAUAAAUUUGGUGUAUCAUAUUCUUUAAAUGAAGUGACACUUAAAAAAAAGAACAACUAGUAACACCAGGGUGCUCAUAUGCAGGAUAUCUAAUAUCUAAUGAACUUUAAAUGUUUUUGGACAACACGGAGUACUCUGUUUCAAGAGUUUUGAAUCCAGCCCUCAGUUUUCAGAAUCAUAUUUCCAGAGGAGUCAUAUUCUUAACUAAUAAACAAAAUUAAAUGUUAAUGUAACUUUGAAUUUGUAUUUCCCCUUGAGAAGUAGAACUUGAAACUUUCGCUAUUGUUGCUAUACACCUGCUCACUGCACAGCAGCCGCCCGCUGUGCAGCUGACCCUUAUGUUUACAUCUAACCCGGAAUGCCUUAUUUUAAUUAGUUUGUUCAAAUAAACGUAAUAAAGCAUUUCUAUGCAAUCUCA